AUGCGCAGUGUCACACUUCCCAAUCCAAACAGUAACGGUGGGUUGUUGACUCUCAGUCAUUCUGCUGUUGAACCAAAUGAACUAUAACCAGAAAUGGCGUUUGACUCGGAACUAAACGCUGUCUCCUCGUUGCCAGUUGCUGGAAUAGUAAUAGCAGUAAUAUCAAGUUUCAUCAACGGGUCGACAUUUGUGCUGCAAAAGAAGGGAAUAUUACGCUCCCGCGACAGAGGAGGGUCGUACCUCGGGGAUGCCGUGUGGUGGAGUGGCACACUGGCCAUGAUCGUUGGUCAAAUUGGGAAUUUCCUGGCGUACAAUGUGGCCCCUGCUGUGAUAGUUACACCUCUAGGAGCCCUUGGAGUGUUAUUUGGGGCUGUGCUGGCCUCUUGGAUCUUGGAUGAGCAUUUAAAUAUCCUGGGGAAGCUUGGCUGUGUUUUAUGUUGCUGCGGCUCUGUUGUGCUCAUCAUUCAUGCCCCUAAAGCAGAGACUGUAACGUCGAGUCAGGAGCUAGAGGAGAGGAUAUCGGACCCAGUGUUUGUAAUUUAUGCUCUCUUGGUGGUCCUGAUGCUGGUCGUGCUAAUCGUGUGGAUGGCUCCAGCUCACGGCACAUCAAACAUCAUGGUGUACGUCGCCAUAUGUUCCCUCUUGGGAAGCUUCACAGUUCCGAGCAGCAAAGGACUUGGCCUGGCAGCACAAGACGUCUUUGGUGAAGGGCCUUCAAGCAGCAGAGCGCUGGCUCUCUUCCUGGGCUUGCUGGGAACACUGGCUGUCAGCAUCUUUAUACAGUUCUACUUCAUCAAUAAGGCCUUGGAGUCCUUCAGCUCCAACAUGUUCGAAGCCGUUUACUACGUGACGUUCACAUCCACCGUGAUUCUUGCUUCUGCUCUUCUCUUCAAAGAAUGGACUGCACUAACUUUAACUGACAGCCUUGCCAUGCUUUGUGGUCUGACAACAGUGUGCGUUGGGGUGGUUUUACUCCGCAUAUCCCAGGAGGCCUCGCUUACUUGGAAGCAGAAGGGCUUACGGGAAAAGACAGACUGAUUCACAUGCCUUUUCAUAAUUAUAUGACUUUUGUGCCAUUCUGCAUUUUUUUAUAACACAGAGCCUAUACUUGAAUGACCAAAGUUACAAUGUGUUUAUAUAACUGGUUUGACUUCACAUUUACUUGAAUCUUAUUGCAGUUUCUAAUGAAACAGUUCUUAGUUACUGUGUAACCCACUAACAUAAGUCUUUUUUUUCUUUCCUUCUUUAAUUACAUUUAUACUCGUGAGUACAACUGCCACAUGACCUCUCACAGCUUUUAAACAGCAUACUCAAAUACAGGUCGGGGAACAAUUAAUUUGUCAACUUCAUGUUUUUACUCAUUUCAAAAAGACAAUGUUCCUCUCAAGGGUUUAAUAGGCCUCUUGAAUGGUCUCCCUUUCUCCCAAUGCAAGGCUGUCUCAAUGUAGAAUCACCUGCACUUUAACUUAUUCAUUGAGUCUCUGAAUUAUUCAGUGUAAUUUCAGCAGCAGUCACUUUAGUGCAGGAGUUGUUUAGCAGAUGAGUAUCAAUAAUGACUAGGUGUUUUGGUCUAAUGGGAAAAUUUAUAAAGCUGAUAUACCAAAAAAAAAAAAAAAAAGAUCAGCUGUCUCACCAUAAAUCUUAAAUUGUUUUGUCCAACUAAAGAGUGUAAGACACUGUUCUUACCAGAUGUUUGAUAAGUAUUGAUUUCCAAAUAAUAAAACUAAAUCAUAGUAGUUAUAUGUCAGCAUUCCCUGAAAAAUAUUUUGGCUUUGCCUGUCCUCGUACAAUGAUUUUCUAGAGAUCUUUAAUAGACUUUCAGGUUUCUGGGGUAAGAACAUCACAAAGAGAUGCUGAAGACAAGGGCUGCAACUCGCCUUAAGUUUUUUCCAUUGAUUAAUCUUUGAUUAAUUUGCCAAUGAUCUUUAUCGAAUUCUAGUCUGAAAAAUGUCCAUUAUAAUUUCUCAGAGCCCAAAGUGCCUCAUUUUAUUUUACCAACUGCCCACAACUCAAAUAUAUUCAAUUUACUGUCAUAGAUGAUAAAGAAAAGCAGAAAACCCUCACAUUGUAAAAGCUGAAACCAAGAGCUAACAGUUUAAAUAUUAUGAAUUGCAAUCUCCAGUUUCCCAAUGAUACCUGCUGAAUUUAAGACAUUUUCUGUUAGACUAGAAAGCAGAUUUAAAAUAAAUGCUUCCUUUAAAUUAUUUACUGAAACUUUGGGAUACAUAGGAUUAAACUAAAGUUUUGGUUGUUGUGAUGUUGUAGUCCUUAUUAUCAGUACUGUACAUGAUUUGCUUUUUAAUAAACAAGGAUUUUUAAGUCA
Molecule: messenger RNA, 2323 nt
Organism: Thunnus maccoyii (southern bluefin tuna)
Lineage: Eukaryota; Metazoa; Chordata; Actinopteri; Scombriformes; Scombridae
Gene: nipa1
Product: NIPA magnesium transporter 1
Exons: 5
Coding region: 94-1038 (314 amino acids)
Biological process (GO): magnesium ion transport
Cellular component (GO): membrane
Molecular function (GO): magnesium ion transmembrane transporter activity
Source: RefSeq, a predicted model, not a curated record